Molecule: messenger RNA, 1369 nt
Organism: Drosophila grimshawi
Lineage: Eukaryota; Metazoa; Arthropoda; Insecta; Diptera; Drosophilidae
Gene: NiPp1
Product: nuclear inhibitor of protein phosphatase 1
Exons: 4
Coding region: 111-1331 (406 amino acids)
Cellular component (GO): nuclear speck
Molecular function (GO): protein binding; protein serine/threonine phosphatase inhibitor activity; mRNA binding
Source: RefSeq, a predicted model, not a curated record
UGGUAGCCGGUACACAAGUUGUGUACACAUCAAAUUAAACCAUUGAAGAUUUAACGAUUUAUUCCGUGUGUGUGUUUUUAUAUUGUAUUUAAAAGCUGUGUGCUGCUUGAAUGGCAAAUAGUUAUGAUAUACCCAGUUGGGCUGGCAAACCGCCGACUGGCCUUCACCUCGACGUGCUCAAGGAUGACAAACUGGUGCAGAAACUGAUGGUGGACGAGAAGCGUUGCUAUCUCUUUGGACGCAACAGUCAAAUGAAUGAUUUCUGCAUUGAUCACGCCUCCUGUUCCCGCGUCCACUCGGCCUUUGUCUACCAUAAGCAUCUCAAUAUCGCCUACCUCGUCGAUCUCGGCUCCACUCAUGGGACAUUUAUUGGCACUCUGCGUCUGGAGGCGCAUAAGCCCACCCAGCUACAGAUCAAUAGCACCUUUCACUUUGGUGCCUCCACACGAAACUAUAUACUGCGCGAGCGACCCUCGGCGGGUGGUCAGCACAGCAACAUCAUGGAGGAUCUGCCGCUGAGUGAAACCAGCGAUGGCGCCUUGCUGGGACUGCCAGAGAGUCAAACCGAACUUGAUAAUUUGACCGAGUACAAUACGGCGCAUAAUCGUCGCAUCUCCAUGCUGGGCAUUGCCGAUGACAACAAUUUGCGCAAGCAAAAUGCCUUGAAACAGGGACGCAAGCGACGCAAUGUGACAUUCAAUGAUGAGGAGAUCAUUAUCAAUCCCGAGGAUGUUGAUCCCAAUGUGGGACGGUUUCGCAAUCUGGUGCAGACCACUGUGGUGCCGGCCAAGCGUUCACGCUACGAACCCAAUCACAUGGGUCUUCACACUGGAGGCAAUGUAAUUAAUGCAAAUGCUGUCAGCGCUUUGGCCGCCAGUCAUCAGAUGUUCCAGCAGAGCAUUGUGGAGAUGAAACAACAACAGCAGCAACAGCAACAACAGCAGCAGCAUCAUCAAUUGCCAUCAUCAACAAGUCAGAGCACUGCUCAUUCCCCAGUGAAUUCAUUGUAUCAGGGAUUGCCUGCAAGUGCAUAUGAUGCUGUCCAGCACAAGAGCAGUAGCAGCAGUGAAUUUGAGCCCAUCUCCCCGAUGGGAAUUGGCUCCAAAUUAGGCAUUAUGCUGCCCAAUCCUGCGCCAGAUGUGACGCCCAUCUUUGAGGAGCUCACAAGCUCGACAAUAGCCCAAAAGUUGGCCAUGGCAAAUGCAAACGUGCGUCGCUUUGUGGAUGAGCUUCACGAGACGAGUGGCGAGGGCGACUCAUUGUGUCCGCAGAAGAAGAAAUACGCGAAGGAAGCGUGGCCCGGACGUAAGCCCAUGCUGGGCCAGUUGUAAGGAACAACAGGACACGGAAUCCUUAAGCUUAAUCUUCG